GGGGCGCACCGCGGGGCGGGCUCUCCCGGGCAGGCCUAGGCGACGCCCUCUGGGUCCCUCUCGCAGAAACUGGCCCGUCCGCCAUGGCCGCGGGGAGCGCCCCGGGGUGGGCCGUGGGGGCCCUCGGCGUCGUCUGCCUGCUGCUCCUGUCUGAUUUCAUUAGCUGUGAUCCCCAAGUAAUCUAUGGCGCUGUGGGCAAUAAUGUAACUUUACAUGUAUUAAAAGAAAAACCCUUUAAGGAGAUCGUGUGGAAAAGAGGAAAGGAUAAAGUUGUGGAGUGGGAUGACAAAUCUGAUGUCAAAGCUUUUCUAUCUUUCAAAGAUAGAGUUCAUUUAGACACGGAUUCUGGUAACCUCACCAUCUUCCACUUAACAGCAUCAGACGAAGAUAUGUACAGCAUUGAAUCCCCAAGUGUGAGAAAUAAUAGCAUGUUCACCCUCAAAGUGAUUGAGCCUCUUAAGGAGCUGGUGUUAUCUUGCACAUUGAAUGGAGGGAACAUUACGAUGUCAUGCACGCUCAUGGAGGAUCCCGACAGACACGAGGACCUCGUACAGUACUCCUGGGACUGUCCUCCAACAAUACAGUGUCAGGGUGGCUCAGUAUCAUCCGAAGUGUACGUUUCGAGGGAAAGUGAUCUUUCACAGGAAGUGCAUUGUACCGUUAGCAAUCCGUUAUUCAAAAGAAUAGCAUCAGUCACUUUGUCAACCUGUGUCCCACAAGCACCUGUUGUUUGGUAACAGAAGAUGAAACAAAACGCACGGUAAUUAAGUGAUUUCAAAGGCCUUGAGAAGGGAUAGUAUUUACCAUUUGACUAUUACCUCAUCCUUAAGGAAACGUUGGAAGCCUAACCUGAAUGGACAUUUUAUAAGAAGCAAUGUUUUGUAGAAGAAACAGGACUAAUAAACAACAGGCAUUAGUUUCUCCUCUGUCACCAACACUGAAUAUCACCAGAUACUAUCAUGGCGCUGAGUUGUUUAUUAUAAGUUGUGUUUUUGGAGAAAUGUAAAUUGUAAAUAAUGUAAGUAUGUAUAUAUGUGACUAAGUGAUUCCCUUUUUUCUUGUUAGGGUAGAAAAACAAAAUGCGUCAGGAGGUGAAGAUUUACUGCAAUCUAUAAUCCACUUCUCUUUUGUUUUAAAGGAAAAACAGUUCAUUGAAGGGUCAGUAACAGUAGUUUAUCAUGUUAGUUGGCUGUCACGUUGGCAGGUAAACAGCAGAGAACUCUUAAAGCAACUAUAUUCCAAUAAAAGUUAAUUUAAAAAAAGAAAAUUAAACAUUUAAUUGUAUAUUUAGAGAAUUUGUUUCAGAAGCAUAAGUUUAUCAUUAGAAAAACACAUUUCUGUUGUAAAAUGUGCAUUAUUUGUAAAAUAUGAGAAUAUAAGUAACAAUUUCAUGUUUUUCCCAAAUGCCUAAAUUUUAAGAAACCACUAUAUGUACUAUUGUAUAUGUUUGAAAUAACUCUUCAAUAGUAAUUGCAAUGUCACCUCUCAAUAGAAAAUACUAACCUGAAAAAAUUCAUCUAUUUUUUUUCUUCUUUCCUAUCUAUAAUCAGUUUUAAGUGAGAAAUCAAUACCUUAAAGUGGCAAAAGAGCGAAAAGUUAUAAAAUACUUUGGGGGGUUAAAAUCUGUAUCCUGAUCAGUAAAUUUUAUGAUCAAAAGGAAAAAAAAGAAACUGUAAAGGUAUAUACAGAACAGCAGCCUCUCCUGGAUAAAGAGGUGACUUGCCCCAGCUCUCUCCUGGGCAGCCACUGUAGAAACCCGAGAUCCCAGAGUCAAUGUGCAAAGGCCUUCACUCCUGAGCCUGCACUCUCCCUGGAAUUCCCGUCACGUGAGAGUCUUCAGCCCAAAAGAGGAGAUGUUUCUUCCUUCCAAGGUGGGUGUUGGAAAAGGGGCCCAGUGACACAGCUCAAUCCUGCUCCCCACAGCUCUCAGCAGAGGGAGGCAGGGACCUGGGAGCCCUGCAGACUCGUGGAAGACUGCUCCUCCACCUCUAGGUGGCUUAGCUUCCUAACAAAGUGUGUCUUCAACUGAUCUCGUCAAAACCUUUAUUCCAGGCCCUUGCAGGGAGCCCAGGACUCUCAGAACAUCCUUUAUCUUCUGACUUUUAUCUCCACAUGCUGUCUCUGGCCCUUUCGGACCCCAUCCGUC
This is a messenger RNA of Hippopotamus amphibius kiboko, 2146 nucleotides long. RefSeq names its product CD58 molecule (gene CD58). The transcript has 4 exons. Gene Ontology annotation, molecular function: signaling receptor binding. The coding region runs from base 84 to 737 and encodes 217 amino acids. Gene Ontology annotation, cellular component: cell surface. Lineage: Eukaryota; Metazoa; Chordata; Mammalia; Artiodactyla; Hippopotamidae. The record is from RefSeq and is a predicted model, not a curated record.